GCCAUUUCUCAUUCCAAGCAACCACUCGACAGCACCGCCGCCCUCGACAGCUCUCCCCCCCCGCGCUCGCCCAUGCCCACCAACAACCAGACGACACAUCUAGGCCAAUUGCCGUACCUCCACGACGACCUGGAAGCCGGCAACGCCGAGGGGCCACACCCCUCAACGACUCAAGAAGCUGCCACAGCGGCCCAAGACUACGUGAACCUGGUGCGAAAGGAAAUCGGGGACCAAGAAGACGUGUACCGCCAGUUUCUGGACGGUCUACAGGAGUUUUUGGUCGACAUCCCAGACAAGUACCGACGAAUGCUCGACAUUCUCCAGGGCCGCCCCCACCUCGUUGCGGGCUUCAACAUAUUUUUGCCGGACCUGUACCGCAACUACGAUUUGGCACCGGAAGGAAGUCAUCGCAGCGCAGUCCCCCACGCCCCCGCACCGACCGCUGUCGCCCCCCACUCGACAUUUGGCGCGUUCUGUGCUGCCCCUCCAGCCGUCAUGACUUCCCCAGCGCCUCCCACAACUACCAAGUCGUUGAGAUCGUCGAGCGCCCCCCACAACAUCACGACCAUGACCGAGUACAUGGAAUGGCUCAAAGCGUCCAAACCCCCUUCCAACGCGUACAGCUCGGCCUUCCCCUCGCAGCCUUCGACCAGGGGCACCGACGCCCCCAAGGCUAGAGUCCCACUUGGAGCGUUUUCACGACAACCCAACUGCAGCUCUCGUGCCUCGCCCAAGGCUCGCCGCCAGUACCCUCUGACGCCAACGGUCCCUCGCACCAUGCCUGCUAAGUUGAGCGAUUUUGGUUGUUUCACGCUGCCCUUGACGCCGUCGACCACCGGCCCCUCGACGACUGGCAUUACCUUCCCGAGCUCUUCGUUUGGUAAUCCCUUGGUCAUGUCGCCCACUCCUUCCAUUCAGGCAGCUGCACCAACGCCCACCGCAGUCUCUCAGCCACAAGCGCCGCUCCCGCAAGCCGCGACAGACUGGUUGGUGUCCUUUAACCACUCGGCGCCGUCGAUUCAACGCGGCAAGACUCCCGAGGUCACGACCCCGUGCUACGAACUUAACGUUCCGGGCCAGUCGUCGCCUGUGUCGUUUGGCUGCCAUCAUGGUACAACGACGAUGCACAUGCCAUCGUCAUCGGCCGGUCACACUGCGCUCGCCACGACCGAUUCGUUUGUGCGCAUGGUGCAUCAGCGCUUCGAUGCCAACCCUACCAAGCUCUCGACGUUCCAAAUGCUGUUGAGCAAGCUUCAGGCCCACUACUGCACGCAGACGUACCUGUUGAAGCAGAUGUACGCGGCACUCGAUGGCCACGCGAACGACGACUUUUUCACCCAAGUCGCGACCUUCCUUCAGCUAUCGUGUUCGCACAGCACGAGCUCCAAGCAAUCGACAUGGCUGCAGCACUCGUCUCGGUGCUCCCACGUCAUGGAAGGGUCCGAUGUCGUGCCGCUCUUGCCCUCGACGCAUGCGUACGUCGACCAGGUCGUGUCGACGUCGCUGACCAAGUUCUUCCCCCGAGGCGUGCAUGACGACAGCGGCGCCGCUUCGGAGUCGUCGACCGUGAACCAACAGACAACCACCUCGUCUGACGAACGCGUGGUGAAACUCGGGUUCCAAGAUCACUUUCACCGCAUUCGCGUCCGCACGACGAACUUUGCGCUGGCAGACCUGCAGCAAUUGUUCCAUACGAAAGUUGCGCUCGCUCCUGGCACGUUUGUGAUCAAGUACAAGGACACUGACGGCGACUACGUGCAUGUCGACACUGCAGCCGACUUCCACGAAGCAAUGCAGCUCGCCGAGACAAUGCAGCGCUUUCAAUUUGACGCGUUUCCCAUCGAAGCGACCCCCCCAUCGCCACCUGCCCCAGAACGCGACGAAAAGCCCUCGACGGACGACUUGGCGUUGUCAGCACCAAGCGGCAGCCACACUGUUGAAGCGAACGUGUCGGUCGAAGUGGUGGACGAAGCUGUUCCAGCGCCACAAGACUGGCGCCACGCCCCCGAGCCCGAUGACACUGUAGAAAUCGACCAGCCUUUGAUCACAGCGUCGGGACAAGAACUCGAUGAGCCCGUGGAUAUUGCGCCUUUGACCCCUGAGCAAGCGCUCAAGUGGGCCGACCAGCUGGCGGUCGUUCACGAAGUACUCCCAUCGGCGAAAGGCCACGACGUCGUGCGCGAGUUGGAAGCAGCCAACGGCAACCUCCAAAUCGUCGUCAACCAACUGGUCGACAUGUAAGUGUUGUUCGACGGUGGGCUCAAUGUGCUCGGUAUGUUGGCUUGCUCCACUCCGCUAGACUCCAUCAAAUACGAUUCAUAUUCAGUUGCAUGCAACGAUGGUCGUUCACGGCGAGGGCCAUCAUCGCCGGCCGUGUCUUCAUCUUGCAGAUGGCGUCAUGUACAGGGAGGACUAGGGUGUCUGCAAUGACAAUGCUUCUUCGACUACAUAUCAACAUCAACAGCAUGAAGUGACAAGUUCUAGGAUGUCACCCGACAACGUUACAAUGAGCA
This is a messenger RNA of Aphanomyces invadans, 2513 nucleotides long. RefSeq lists its product as hypothetical. The coding region runs from base 73 to 2241 and encodes 722 amino acids. Lineage: Eukaryota; Oomycota; Saprolegniomycetes; Saprolegniales; Verrucalvaceae. Gene Ontology annotation, molecular function: protein binding. The transcript has 2 exons. The record is from RefSeq and is a predicted model, not a curated record. Gene Ontology annotation, biological process: regulation of DNA-templated transcription.